AUGUUCGAGAACUUGUGCGCGCUCCCAGUGGAGCACGAUAUUUUUGUGCAAGCGAUACAUCCAGAAGAGCCCGUUAUAUCUGUAGGCUUGGCUAGCGGCCAUGUCCAGACUUUCAGGCUGCCUUCUGACGCGACCGACGACGACGACGACGAUGAUACGGCGCCAGCCUCGGAGAAAGGCUUUGGUACCAUAGACAAUGUCUGGCGCACACGGCGACACAAGGGAAGCUGUCGAACACUCGGAUACAGCGUUGAUGGUACGUCGCUGUACUCGGCAGGAACAGAUGGCAUCGUCAAGGUCGCAGACUCCAUGACCGGCCAGGUCACUGCGAAGAUUGCUGUACCGCUCGAUCCCGCCAAUGGUGGCAUCGAUGCGCCUACGCUCGUCUACGCCCUUUCUCCGCAAUCGCUCAUCCUCACAACCGACUCCGGCGCACUGCACAUCUACGACAUUAGGAACCUCAAGGGUGGCGAAAAGGUCUCCCUGAAGCCCGAAAACUCACACCGUCCGCACGAUGACUACGUCUCCUCCCUCACACCUCUACCACCCACGCAAGCGAGUACCAGUGGCUUCAGCAAGCAAUGGGUCACAACAGGUGGCAGCACACUGGCAGUCACCGAUCUGCGGAGAGGAGUCAUGGUUCGCAGUGAGGACCAAGAGGAGGAGCUGCUUUGUUCCACCAUUGUCACCGGGCUACCAAAGAAGGGCUCGAGUGUAGGUGAGAAGGUCAUAGUAGGUGCAGGCGACGGUGUUCUCACACUGUGGGAGCGCGGAGUAUGGGACGACCAAGACGAGCGCAUCAUCGUCGACCGCUCCAAGGGAGGCGGCGAGAGUCUGGAUUCCAUCACUGUCGUACCAGACGGUGUUGGACCUGGCGGCAAGCACAUUGCAGUAGGCUUGGGCAACGGAGACAUUCGUUUUGCUAAGCUCGGCCCGAAUAAGAUUGUCUCGGAGCUCAAGCAUGAUGAGCUGGCCAAGGAGAGCGUCAUUGGUCUCGGUUUCGACGUCACUGGUCGCAUGAUAAGCAGCGGUGGAAAGACCGUCAAGGUGUGGGGAGAGAAAACCUGGCAGGACGUUGAUGAAGACGAGGAGGAAUCUGACAAUGGCAAGCGAGACCACGAGAGCGAGGAUGAUGGUGAUAGCGACGAGGAUAUGGAUGAUAGCAGCGAAGAGGACGAGCCAAAGCAGAAGCGCAAGAAGAGAAAGAAGAACAAGGGCGGGCAGGCCCCGGGUCACGGCAUCACUCAGUUUCUUGGACUUGCGGACUGA
Alternaria arborescens is the source of this 1269-nucleotide messenger RNA. Its product is annotated as WD repeat-containing protein. Gene Ontology annotation, molecular function: protein binding. The transcript has 2 exons. NCBI's taxonomy places the organism in Eukaryota, Fungi, Ascomycota, Dothideomycetes, Pleosporales, Pleosporaceae. The coding region runs from base 1 to 1269 and encodes 422 amino acids. The record is from RefSeq and is a predicted model, not a curated record.